GGAGGGCGUAACAUCUACUGUGGCGGUUCCAAGAAGGCAGGUGGGGUCACGUGAGGGACAACACGUGGCCACAGUGCCAUGGCCUUCACGCUGGGACUUCUCCGUCGGCGGUGUCGACUGUGGGGUAGGAAGCGUGGGCUGGCGGUGUUGGUGGUGGCGAUGGUGGGUACUGUACUGGCCGCCACCUACCUGCGGCACCUGGCACAGCAGCGGGGCGUCGAGACACAGCCUGCAUGCACCGUCACACAGGAGCAGCGGCGGGGGCUGUACUUGCUGCUGGCUGCGGUUUCUGCGCUUCUUACACGCCUCUCCAUUACUCAUUUCCUCUGUUUUGACUCGCUCUGGGGCGCGGUGCACGAGUCCGGCCCGCUGCCCUGGGACCCUCAUGCCCACCUCUGUGCCCUCAACGAGAAGGUGUCCCGCCAUGACGAGGCAGAGUUGUUGCGGGCAUUUCGACGCCGCGGCCUGGCGCUGGAGUACAGCUCGGCCGAGGGCCAAUACACCAUCAGGAACUCCUCGUCCGCCUUGAGCACGUUCGAGGCGCCAACUGUGCGAGUGGUGCUGUUUGAGGAGGACGAGAGGGUGCAAAUGUUGCGACGUGUCGGGUGGCGUCGUCGGCUGCUGCCUCCAGAUUGUGAUGCUCACCCCAGCCUGCAGUGCUUCCCGCCCAACUUAGUGGUCUUACCCCUGCCCAUCAGACCCUUUGGUCCCCUCAGCCUUCCCGCCCCAAGGGAAGAUAUAGACUUGCUCAAGUUCCAUUACCCCGAGACGUGGUGGCGGCCGCUGCAGCCCCACUGCUGAGCACCGAGGUUAGCGAGUAAAAUGAAUGAUGAGGUGAAGGCUGGACUGGUACGUGUGUGGCACUGGUGAGGUAAAAUUAUUCUAGACACAGUUUAUACCAGGCAGACAACGUUGAAGAAUGGCACAUCGAACUUUUAUCAUUUAAACUAUACCAAAUCACCUGUUAUUUAGCUCCCUACGAGGUGCUGAUGAUGUGAGUGCGAAAUGAAAGAAAGGUAAGCGUGUAAUUUAAAUGUGAGUGAUAUUCGGGACCGUCUCAUGGGAAACAAGGAUUUGUGGGAGCGCUGCUGGCUCUACUAAGUCACUGGCAACAAGAAGGAAUCCGGAUGAAGUACUGUUUUGAUAUUGCUGGGACAGAAUGCAAGUUGCAUGAAUUAUGUGAGUUUCUCUUUGCACAUUGCACCGCACUUAAUCAAAGACUAUGCUCCCCGUGCUCACUCGCAUUCAAAUCAGCCCGAGGAUUAUCAAAGCAAAAUUUGUGUAUAAUAGGAAUGGAAAAUUAUCAAGAGAAGUGUUUGAUCUAUGUUCUACUAUAUUGUAGACAACUCACAUAUUGCAUGGUAUUACUAUUAGGCGUUCAGUGUAAGUUCCUGAGUUCUUACGAAGUUAAGCAGUUUAUUGAAGAGAGGCGGGAUGUCCCCUGUAUUAUGCGACGAACGUAUAAGAGAAUAUCAAAAUCUAAUUAUCCAUAAGGGCAUUUGCUUCCUAAUAUUACAGUGUUACUUGGCGCAAUGUAAUAAUCUGCUUGAAACAUUAACAGCUUUCUGCAACAAACCGGUGUCAUCCUUUUGAUACGGUCACCUUGCACUAACAUUUCUCGCAUCACAGUGCCAGUUCCCUGUUCGUAUGCUUUAGUGCCAGUGUGACCUCAUGUCAUGUGUGUGUCAUGUCUGACACUUGUUCCUCUCUUUAACGUGAUGGUUUUACUGCCCAUGACUUCUGUUAUGUUGCUUGGGAAUACCUAAGCAUUAUUAUUGUUGACUGCGCGGCGAAAAUUCCAACACAUCAUAGUAUUGUACGAAUAAUAAUAAUAAUAAUGAUAAUAAGGUAAACAUAAUCGUCUUAUCGAAACAUUUUAGAUAUUUGGCUUAGAAUAUUACCGCAGAAUACUCCUUUUAUCAUCACUGAUGUUGCGUUCAUUACUUGGUUUUAUUGACCAUAAUAAUACAGGUUUACUUAGCAGUACAGUGAACACAUACAAGAUCCUAUUUCGGUCUAAAUGAAGAAGCAUACUCUUAAAAGGUUCAAAUUAAGGUCUUAAAACAUGUAGAUAUUCUUUUGUACGUAAUAAGCGAUGCAAGAACACACGCUGGUUUAGCUAAGGUGCGCUUGUCAUCGUACUGCAGGAGGCAACGUGAAUGUUGACCACGGAAUGCUAUGCGUAAUGUUUUAAGACACACUCGAGAGCAGUGAUAAAGAUUGACUUCUUACUGUACUUAUUCGGGAUCUCAGCACGUCUAAUGCAUGCUGUCAGGCACAAUGAAUUAAUGUCUAACCUUUCUCAGUGAGUAUCCAUCCCAUCACGUGUCAAAGGAUGCAUUAGGCGGAAGGGAAAACCGAUAGAGUAAGAUAAGCAGCCAAUAUUUUCUGUACCAUCAUAUUUGGAGCAAAAGACGUUGUAAUGAUAAAGGUAGACUAACAGAGUCCAUGUAUUGCAUUGCCACAACGUUCAUGUAACCUAAUGCAUUUACUUGAGCGGUAAUGAAAGAAAAGCAGGUUAAGCAGUCAGCAUAUUCGCGCUGUCCGGGGCGUCUUGUUUGGAAUGUCGGUAAACACGUGGGCGACCCUUUGGUACCACCACAUCCAAGGCCAGUGUGCUGUUGGUAUUCGGGGGACGUUCAUUCCUCGUCGCUAAAUGUAAUGGACACACGCGUACUAAAUGGUGCACCGCAUGCCACAUGAAACAAACCGCAUGAAAGACUAUGUUAUAUGAGCAUGCCACACUUGCCUAAGUAAGUUAACACAAUGCUAUGCACCGCAUGCCGAGUGAAACAUGCAACACGUGUGUUUUUACGUAGGAUGCCACAGUUAUCCACUUAUUAAUGCAUAAAAACGGGAUGAAUGAUACUAUAUUAGCCUUCCCACAGUAUGGUUUACCCCGUAAUCAAAUAUGAAUCAUUUACUAUAUAGGAUAGACCAGACGUGUUUGGCUUAUUCAAGCUGUGGUGCAAGAUAUACAGCAGGUUAAGGAUGGAAGCUGGGAAGGUGAUGUUUGUUAACUCAUUCAAGUGGUGCGUUUGUUUGUAUCCAUUCAUUCUAAUCACGUAUCUCGCUUUGUUCUCAUCUCGGAGGUUGAGUUUGGCUAGUAUGUGACGGUCGGGUGUGUAAGUGUAGGCCGAGUGGUAGUGGUGUACUUCUGAAUGGCUCUCCGAAGCAAGCCAAGCGUUCCUUUGCCGACAGGGACCGUGGCUUCGAGUUCGUCACUGUUGAGAAUAAAUGCUUUUCAGGA
Messenger RNA from Scylla paramamosain (green mud crab), 3250 nucleotides. RefSeq lists its product as uncharacterized. The record is from RefSeq and is a predicted model, not a curated record. NCBI's taxonomy places the organism in Eukaryota, Metazoa, Arthropoda, Malacostraca, Decapoda, Portunidae. The coding region runs from base 79 to 801 and encodes 240 amino acids. The transcript has a single exon.